AAUUAUCACUAUUCUUUUCACGUUAAUUUUACCUAUUUACAAAAAAACCCUCAAUCUCUGUUUUCUGUUGGUGACAAAGCUCAGGUCACAUUAUUAGCAUUUAAUGGUACAGUUACAUUCGUACAAGGUGGCCAACAAAACGACACAUAUACUUACACCAUUGCUGGGGUAAUCAAAAAAGACAUCAAUGAAAAUACUCCUAAUAAUUACUUUAUGGCAAUCGAUAAGUUUAAUGUAUCAUUUUCCGAACUUAAUAUAACCAUUAACCCACCUGAAGCCGUAUUAUUUGAUUUUGGAUUUAUUCUACCUAUAAUUGGUGAAGAUUUUACUAUUCUUAAAG
Messenger RNA from Dentiscutata erythropus, 340 nucleotides. The record is from the annotation of a GenBank genome assembly. NCBI's taxonomy places the organism in Eukaryota, Fungi, Glomeromycota, Glomeromycetes, Diversisporales, Gigasporaceae.